AUGUCUGUGGUGGUACCUAAUGGAAAGUAUCUAUCUAUCUAUCUAUCUAUCUAUCUAUCUAUCUAUCUAUCUAUCUAUCUAUCAUGCAACAUGUAUCCCUUCCUCAACAAUAAUAAUAUAACACCUACAUUCACUGGGCAUUCUCCAUUUCAUUUUCUCUUCGGCCUUCUUUUUCUUCCUCUUUUUCUUCUUGUUCUUCCUCCUCCUCCUCCGCUCCUCCUUCCCCCCUGCUGUCCCACCUUUUUUUCUCCCUCGACGUUUCAGUCUAUUUUCCCCCUCAGUGUCUCAUCUCUUUGUUUCUUUCUUUUCCCUACUUUGUCAGGCUGUAAUCCUCUUCCUUUACGAAAUGCAAAUCCAGCGUCCUGCCUCACUGGCUCCACUGACAGCUCUCUCUCUCUCUCUCUCUCUCUCUCUUCAACUAAUCCUUCUUUCGCUGUUUCUCACUCCAUGACUAAUGCCAAACUGUUCUUUUUUUUCAAAUGGAUAUUGGCCGCUUGUUUGAUCAUCGAUGUUUUAUUUCUUCUUUAUCGACUUUCUUAA
This is a messenger RNA of Acanthosepion pharaonis, 540 nucleotides long. NCBI's taxonomy places the organism in Eukaryota, Metazoa, Mollusca, Cephalopoda, Sepiida, Sepiidae. The record is from the annotation of a GenBank genome assembly.